Micropterus salmoides (largemouth bass) is the source of this 4422-nucleotide messenger RNA. RefSeq names its product WD repeat-containing protein 37-like. The record is from RefSeq and is a predicted model, not a curated record. The transcript is spliced from 15 exons. Gene Ontology annotation, molecular function: protein binding. The coding region runs from base 514 to 2100 and encodes 528 amino acids. Gene Ontology annotation, cellular component: preribosome, large subunit precursor. NCBI's taxonomy places the organism in Eukaryota, Metazoa, Chordata, Actinopteri, Centrarchiformes, Centrarchidae.
GCACAUCCUCAUUAGGUAAUAUCAGGUGAUGGAAGAAGUGUUCACAGUCCUCACAUUCUAAAAGUAGCACUACCACACAGUCCUGCAGUGAAAUUGUACAGUCUAUGGUAUGUAAUGUUAUGUGUUAUCAGCAAAGUGUACUUUAAAUAUCAAAGGCAAGUACACAACGGAGUAAAGUGGCUCCUGUGGGUAUUUUACUGUUGUAUAUUAUAUAUAUAUAUUAUAUUAGCUACCACUGACGCUUUAACAUGAAAGCAUACAGUGGAAAAUGGCAGGCUCUUACUGUCCUGUCCCAGUUGAGUCCACUUCAUGUUUUCCUCUGAACACUGAUCGCUAACACGCCAUCAGACCACUGCAUUGCACAUCCCGCACCACCCAGGCCUCUGACAACUGGAAAUAAGCAGGUGCUGAUAACAGCCUAUUCCAACCACCAACCAACUAGCAAGUCUGGCCUUUGUGUACCUGCUUCUCAGGUAAGAGGCAGGGGGCAGUGCCACCCACGAGGUAGGAGGGAUGCCUGUGGAGGGCGGAAGCAGUGGCAGCUCUGCUUCGGCUGCCCGUCACCCCAAGCAGAAGCGCAAGGCUCACAGUUUGUCUAUCCGGCGCACCAACAGCACAGAGGAGAGGCCACCUGGCAUCCAAAGAGGAGACAUGCUGGAGGGACAGGACUCCAAGCUGCCACUCUCCUUACGGAACAAUCUUCUUGACCUUUUUGGCCAGAUUGAGCGAGAGUUUGAGAAUCUCUACAUUGAAAACCUUGAAUUACGCCGAGAAAUUGACUCUCUGAAUGAGCGUCUAACCGGAGAUGGACAGACUAUUGAGGGGGGAGACCCCACCAAGGGAGCUCUGAAAACAAAAGCCAGCCACAGCACCAGUCAACUGUCACAGAAGCUGAAAACGACCUACAAAGCCUCUACCAGCAAGUGCUUGUACACAUUCCACGGCAAAAUAGGGGGACCUCGCAACUUCAGUGUGGCCACAUGGGAGUUGUGGGGAGGAGAUUCAUGGAUUGUGUCCAGUUUUAAAGCCACCACAGGGUCCCGGGCUUUGUGCCAGCUGCUCAAAGAGUAUGUGGGCCACCGGGACGGCAUCUGGGACCUCAGCAUCACCCGAACUCAGCCAGUGGUCCUGGGCACCGCCUCUGCAGAUCACUCCGCUCUGCUGUGGAGCAUAGAGACUGGCAAAUGUCUGCUGAGGUAUGCUGGCCAUGCAGGAUCAGUUAACUCCAUCAAGUUCCACCCAACAGAGCAGAUGGCCCUCACUGCCUCUGGAGACCAGACAGCACACAUCUGGCGCUACAUGGUGCAGCUUCCUGUCCCCCAGCCACCACCAGAUGUCAGUGCUCUAUGUGAUGACGACCAGGACUCAUCAGACCGAGAAGAAGGUGAGGUGGAUGGUGAAGGCCCUGGCGAGGUCCCCACCGUCCGGGUCCCUACAGGAACCCUGAAGAGCCACCAGGGUGUAGUGAUCGCAGCUGAUUGGUUGGUGGGAGGCCGACAAGUGGUGACAGCUUCCUGGGAUCGUGCUGCCAACCUGUAUGAGGUGGAGACGUCUGAACUGGUUCACACACUCACUGGACAUGACCAGGAGCUGACCCACUGCUGUACCCACCCUACCCAGCGUCUGGUGGUCACUUCAUCCAGAGACACCACCUUCCGACUGUGGGACUUCAGAGACCCGUCCAUCCACUCUGUCAACGUCUUCCAGGGACACACUGACACGGUGACGUCAGCAGUGUUCACGGUGGGUGACAAUGUGGUUUCAGGGAGUGACGACCGCACCGUCAAGGUGUGGGAUUUGAAGAACAUGAGGUCGCCUAUAGCAACCAUCCGCACUGACUCCGCUGUAAACAGGAUAAGCGUCUCUGCCAACCAGAAGAUCAUCGCUCUGCCACACGACAAUCGACAAGUCCGACUGUUUGAUAUGAGUGGAGUGAGGCUGGCCAGACUUCCACGCAGCAACAGAAUGGGUCACAGGCGAAUGGUGUGUUGUACGGCGUGGAAUGAAGAGAACCAGUCGUGCAACCUGUUCACCUGCGGCUUCGACCGACAGGCCAUCGGCUGGAACAUCAACAUCCCGGCCCUGCUGCAGGAGAAGUGACGCCACUGACAUGCACACACAGCAGAAACACACAGUAACGUAGGAGACGGUACACAUAAACACUGCAAUCUGUGUCCUCGCACAUGCUAAAAUGUUUGAAGUGUUCAACCUGUGAAGCAUUUUAGUUGUCAUGUAUUUCACUGAUUUCCAGCUGCUGGAAUGUGUGAAAAACAUUGUUCAUUAUUACAAUUCGUGCUGCAGCUAUUAACAUUAAUUAGCAAGAGCAUAUUCCCCAGAUGUAUGUAACUCUGUCAUUUGUUGUGUACACCCACAGCAGAAACCUUGAAACAUCUUCUGCUGUUAAGUGAGCCGACAUGGCUCCAACAUUUUUAAAGUGUAUAGUGUGUACGAGGCCACAGAGCUGAUCUCCUGUGUUUCACCCUUUCAGUUAGCAUGCAUUGUGAAUUGUGACGUGGCUAGGCUGAUCGUGUCAUUCCCAGCCUUUUCUGUUUUUAAAGUUUUAAAGUAAUAUGUGUGACUCCUCAGUCAUAGGCUGCUCUUCACAUCACUGUUGUUUAGUUACUGCCGAACGGUUGCUCUUGCAUGUCGAUAAACCCGGUGUGCGAAUGUUACUUGUAAAGGUGUGAGAGAACAAAUAGAAGGCCAGGAGAGUUUGUAGUAUAGGAUAUAAAUAGGUUAUGUAUAUAUAAUGUUGUGGCCUAAAUAAGUGACCUGUGUUGCAGGUUGUUGCUUGUUCAUGGAUUAAGUGUCUUACAGAUUAAGUGUCUUGCGGCGAUAAUGUGGUUCUGUGAAAUGUUUUUUAUUCUUUUAGUCUACUUAUAGAGAUAUAAUAUUUCUCAUCAUGGAACAAAACAUAUCAUAUUGAGGCCUGCCAGAUUACCUGUGCAGCAUGCAGGCUGCUGGGUCAUUCAGUUGUCUUUCAAAUGUUUCAAACAGGAUCUGCUGCAGGUUUGCGUCUUUGCCUAUUACAUUACAUUUUGAUGCUUUCGGUUCACGGCCAGCGUCCACAGUUCCACAUUUUGUUGUCAACAUGUCAAACUUAUGAUACUGUAACUCUGCCUUGUUCCAUGUUUACAGAAGGCUUUUCAUUUUAAAAAGUAUUGCUCUGUUCUGCCUCUCUAUCAAGAGAAUAGCAAUAAUGGGAAAAUGACAGCACUUCUGUUGUUAACAAUGCAACGUGUCCACAUUAUCAUAAUCUAGUAUUUCCUAUAUGUUGCAGGUUUAGGUGUCACUACUUUUGGCCAUAAUAUGCACCCAUAUUUUCUUGGUGUCAGUGAAAUUCAGACCCAUCCUCUUCACCCUGUUGCUAACUCAGAACCCUGUGUUGCUGUACUGUGUCGUCCCUAAGUGAACUUGUUGGUUACUGGUCAUUUCUGUGCUUCAGUAACAGCCUGUCAAUACGAAGUUAUAGUGUUUACACUUUGCAUUGAACCUUAGCCUUGUACUGUAUGACCUCUUGCACCUUUUUGUUGUAGAUGGCGCUUUUCAGUCUCUGAAAGGCAAUCUUUAUCCAAAUACAGAAGCAAUAACCCAGCUCCUCUAUGCUUCCUGCGAAGCCGAUUUCUGUCUCGGAAAUCAGUGAACAUGGCUUGAAGUACACACUGAAUCUCAGUUUGAGAAUUAUAACUAGAAUUGGGCUUGACCUGAAUCCAGGACACUCUAUUUGUUACACUUGUGCAAUAUCCUGAACAUGAAGUCAGGCUGUAGUUUUUCUCAUCUUCAGAUGUUUUAACUUAUUUCAGUGCUGUAAAUCCCAUAAAAUGAUUUUACUUGUGUGACUGGUGUAGAUGUAGCUCAGUGUACAUAGGUAUGCAUUACUUACCCAAACAUUGGCCUCAGAAUACACACUUUACUGCUCUUUCCGCCAACAAUAGAGUCGAGAUGGAUUUAGAAGUAGCGUGAGCCUAAAAAUAUAAAAAACCUAUUGAAAUGCCUUACCAUUGCAUUUAAAAUGGUGCAUUAGCCGUAUCCAUCUGAGCAUCAGUGCACUUUUCCAAAUGCUUGUUAAAUAACUAAUUGUGUUCCACUGCACAGUGCAGAUAGGAUUUUUAUUCCUGUUUCACUCAGGGAACUCAAUCUCACGCCCACUGAUAUCAAUGUCACUUUGAUCUGCAGGUAGAAAGGCAAGUCCGAUUUGCGCCCCACAUAUGAAUUCUAACUCGGAGGAAAUAUGAUUUUGGAUUGAUACAUUAAAUUAUUGCGUGCCAGAUUGGAGGGGUAAAAAAAGUGGACAGGCUUCACUUCAUUGUUGCAAAUCAUAUUCACUUCAAACUUCGUUAUGUGAUCUACUUUGCAUACUUUAUUGUGACGGGUACGUGCUCGCUGACACUUUCCAAUAAAAAUGUGUGAUUUCCUUUUCCA